Molecule: messenger RNA, 2073 nt
Organism: Anopheles coustani
Lineage: Eukaryota; Metazoa; Arthropoda; Insecta; Diptera; Culicidae
Product: proton channel OtopLc-like
Exons: 6
Coding region: 1-2073 (690 amino acids)
Biological process (GO): proton transmembrane transport
Cellular component (GO): membrane
Molecular function (GO): proton channel activity
Source: RefSeq, a predicted model, not a curated record
AUGUCGCUGACUCGUGACGGACUAUACGCAAGUGUCCAUCCUCCACCGGACGACGACGAAUCGCUAGCCGGUGGAUCUAACGCCAAAGAGGACCAACAGCAGGAACAACGGAAAGGCAGGUCCCGCCGUCGAGACAGUGAAGCGAGUCGCAGCCAGAGCUCGGCGAUGGCCAGCUUGCGACCGACACCGCUGCAGAGUCGACGCGGCACGCUCGACAGCGUGGAGAUGGUGGAGCGCUACCAGUACACCAAGAGGCCACCACGCAGCGGAUCGCACUCGCCGAGUCAGUACGAGUCCCGGCGGCGGCUGUCUAGCUUCGGCACGCAGCGCCGCAUCUUCCUCGACCUGAUACGCAAACAUGGCAGCAAACUUUCACUCAACCGCAAGUUUUCCGAGACGUCCAAGGGGGAUGAGCAGGGCGGGGAUCCCGGGCGGCUGAGCCGUGACCGUGCACAGGCUAAACACCAGCUCACCAUCGCACUGUCGGCGCUGUACAGCAAGCUGUUGAUUAUCCUUGGCGUGACGCUGCCGAUCACGGAGUUUGUAACGUCCAAGGCACCGGCCAACUUCCACCAGGGCUUCUACCUGUACCUGCACGGAGUGAGCAUCCUGUUCUGCGUAUUCCUGCACGUCGCCCGGUAUCGGCGCCGGACGCAACUCGAGUUCCUCUCGCGCUGCGAAGAGCACGACGGCGGCAAGGGGAAGCGGGCGGUGAUGAAGACGGCGCCAUCGGGGAGUGCUUCCCAUAGCGCUUCGUUCUAUCUCCGGAUAGGCGCCAUCGCGUUCGGCAUCGGUAGCUUGGUGUACUCCGCGCUCGAUUUCGGCCAAUACUUCGAGCUGGCAAAUGACGAGCGAUGCGGUAAUGGGUUGGUAGCACUGAUGCCAGCCGUUCGCAUAGUCCUGUGCGUGGCCCAGAUGCAGUUUGUCAUCGUGAGCGGCAAGGACUUCGGGCUGGACCAUCACACCCUCACAUCCCGCUUCGGUCUGAUGCACAUGCUGGCGACCAACGUCUGCGAGUGGCUGUACGUGCUGGUGGAGGAGGCGAAGCAUGAAAUAGUACACCUUGGGCAUCCCACCGCAAGCGUCUCAGUGCACGCCGUGGGAGCUCAAGCAACAAACGCGGGAUCGGAAGAUCUUAAGCUGCACUGCCGGACGAGCAACAUCAUGGGCUCGCUGGUGCAGAAUGCUGCCCCGUUUCUAUUCCCGUGCACCAUCGAGUAUUCGCUCAUCUGCGCACUGACACUGUACGAUCUCUGGAGUGUGCUCAACCGGAACAGUGACCCCUCGAAGCGAAAGUCGGCUCCGGAGCGUCCGGACCGCGGCGUCACCGGUCGCCCAGCUAACCGCUUCUCGAUCGACUGUUCCAGCGCGCAGAAGGGUCUGUUCGGGGGCAUCAUAACGAUAGUGAUGACCUUCAUCGUGCUCAUCAUGUACUUCGUGCUGCGCCGCGAGCGCAACCUGCAGGGUGCGGCCACCCUCGAGAUCGUGCUGUACGAGCUGGUGCUGUACUCGAGCACCCUGGCGGCGGUUGUCGGUGCCAUGGUACGCAUGCGGGACCUGCGCGUCACGACGCAGCGCGCCGGCCGGGGAGCGGGCUCGCUGCGUGCCACCCCGCCACUACCUCUCGAUUGCCACCUGCUGCUGGUGACGCAGACCGGCAUCUACAUCUACGGUGUGUUUUCCAUCAUUGGCACCUACCACACGCACGGCCGGCUCCUGCACUUCGCCGUCGUGUCGGAGAUACUCGGGCUGGCGCAAACCUCCCUGCAGACACUGUUCGUGCUCAGCUCGUGGUGGCGCCGGUGCAAGGGUGCGCACCAGAACCGCACCAAACCGGGCCGGGAGCUCAUCACCUUCCUGCUCGUGGCCAAUCUGGCCGCCUGGAUGGUGAACGCGCUCGUCAAGAGCAACGCCAGCUUCCGGCCGCUCGUCAUGGGCUUCUACGGUGCGGGCGCGUGGUCCAUCAUCGCCCACGUCUCGAUGCCGCUCGCCAUCUUCUACCGCUUCCAUUCCACCAUCUGCCUGUUCGAGAUCUGGAAGAACUCCUACAAGGCGCGCUACAAUGAACCGUAG